AUGGCACAGUCUGUGAGUUUGAUCAAUACAUACCCCCUCAAACUGGGGUUUGCUCCUCAGAGAAGAGUUUCCAGUGGAAAAUAUGAAACUUCUGUUUCCAGAUCCUCGCCCAGGCUCCUUAGGAUUCGAGCUGUGCAAGAGAAUGAAGGGCCUCGAAGACUAGUUGAUAUAAUCAGAAUCAUACCCGAGCUCUCGAGGAACUAUUUUCGAAGUCCUUCGAGGAGGGCGCUCUUUGGGGGAAUUUCCUUGUUAGGUGGCUUUUACGUGGCACAAACAAUUUCUCUGUCAUUUGGAGCUCUAGGAGUAAAUGAUGUGAUUGCUGCUGUUGUGUGUGUUCUCUUAACUGAGUAUGUGACGAGGUUCUAUUACAGCCAGCCGAAGGUAACCUUCCCCCUUGCUCUUCUCAACAAUUUCAAGAUGGGAUUCACUUAUGGCCUCUUCAUUGAUGCUUUUAAGCUUGCUAGUUAA
Messenger RNA from Dovyalis caffra, 468 nucleotides. NCBI's taxonomy places the organism in Eukaryota, Viridiplantae, Streptophyta, Magnoliopsida, Malpighiales, Salicaceae. The record is from the annotation of a GenBank genome assembly.